Sander lucioperca (pikeperch) is the source of this 3161-nucleotide messenger RNA. RefSeq names its product retinitis pigmentosa GTPase regulator b (gene rpgrb). Gene Ontology annotation, biological process: visual perception; ubiquitin-dependent protein catabolic process; protein ubiquitination. The record is from RefSeq and is a predicted model, not a curated record. Bases 89 to 3121 code for a protein of 1010 amino acids. Gene Ontology annotation, molecular function: ubiquitin protein ligase activity. Gene Ontology annotation, cellular component: photoreceptor outer segment. The transcript has 15 exons. NCBI's taxonomy places the organism in Eukaryota, Metazoa, Chordata, Actinopteri, Perciformes, Percidae.
UGUUUACUUCCGGGUUGUCAGAGUCGAAAACAAGAGGGGCACCAACACGCCCACGACGCCGAGCAAAGCGGAUUAAAGUCCCGCAGAGAUGGCAGGGGAGUCCGAGGACGAGAUACCAGAAUCAGGAGCAGUUUUCACUUUUGGAAAGAGCAAAUUUGCCGACAACGCCCCCAGUAAAUUCUGGCUUAAAAAUGACGUCCCCUUAAAGAUAGCCUGUGGGGACGAGCAUACCGCCUUAAUAACAGAAAAUGGGAAACUCUUCAUGUUUGGCAGCAACAACUGGGGCCAGCUCGGCCUGGGAUCCAAACUGACGGUGAACAAGCCUACUUGUGUCAAAGCUCUAAAGUCUGAGAAAGUUGAGUUUGUGGCCUGUGGGAGAAACCACACUCUCAUCUCCACAGCCCAGGGGAAGGUGUUGGCGUCGGGGGGGAACAGCGAGGGCCAGCUGGGGCUCGGGGACUGUGAGGAGAGAACGGCCUUCCAGAGGAUCGGCUUCUUCGAUUCACGUGGGCCAAUCAAAAUGCUCGCUGCCGGCUCAAACACCUCCGCCGCUCUCACAGAGAGCGGUCAACUGUUCAUGUGGGGCGACAACACGGAGGGUCAGAUCGGUUUGGGGAAGGAGAGCCACGCCGCGUCGCCACAGGAAGUCAGCGUGGGCCGACCAAUCAGCUGGGUGUCCUGUGGAUACUACCACUCUGCCUUAGUCACAGUUGACGGCGCUCUGUACACAUUUGGGGAGAGCGACAGCGGGAAGCUGGGCCUGGGCACCGACCAGCUGCCGCGGCACCGGGUCCCGCAGCGCGUGAAGGGCGUCAAGGAGCCGGUGACACAGGUGGCCUGCGGAGGGGGACACACGGUGGCACUCACAGAGGACGACGUGUUCACGUUCGGCCUCGGCCAGUUCGGACAGCUCGGUCACGGGACGUUCGUCUUCCAGUCGCCGCUGCCGCAGCCGGUCCAACACUUCAAGAAGGGACGAGUGCGUCAGGUGGCCUGCGGAGAAAACAACACUGCUGUCAUCACAGACAGCGGUUUGCUAUACACAUUUGGAGACGGCAGACACGGGAAACUGGGCCUGGGAGAAGAAAACUUCACCAACCAGUUCAAACCAACUCUGUGUCCGCGCUUCCUCAAGUACAACGUUCAGGCAGCGACGUGCGGCGGCUGCCACAUGGUGGUGCUGGCCCGGCCCAGGGACCCGAGCUGCUCUGAUGUGUCUCUGGAGGAAGGCGACGCGACGGAGGAUUACCUGGAGAAGCCGUAUGUGGAGCUGCUGGGGGACACGGCCAACUCCUCCACCCUGCAGAGGAGCAUCUCUGCCCGGGUCCGCAGGAGGGAGAGGGAGAGAUCUCCGGACCAGUUCGGCGCCAUGUUCCGCACGCUGCCCACCGUGCUGCCCGGCUACCUCCACCCGCCGCUGCCCGUCUCCGGCCAGACCAUCCCGCCCAGACUGCCUCCGCCCGAGCUGAGCCACAGAAAGCUGCUCAAUGGUCACCAACACAGGAGCGCAGGGGCAAAGCACCAGGAGCGGACAGGAGGCGAGGCUGACAGCGCUGUGGAGAGCCUGACGGACAGCGACAGCGUUAAAGGCCUGGGAGAAACCUCCGACUUCCUCAACAUGACACAUGUGAUAAAGAUGGACCCCGGGGAUAAAACACUCACUCUGGCUCCGGUUCACAAGAGGAAGGGUAAGCACGGUAAGACCACUAAAGUGCAGAAAGAGAGCCCAAUAAAGGAGAGGAAGUCUCGUGAGAGCAAGGCUGCCUCUCCCCGCCGGGCGCUUCCUCCCGAGGGCCUGAGGAGCCACAGCGCUCGCUCUCGGGCCUCUCGGAGCCCCCAGAGACACAAAACAACCAACCAGAACAAAGAGAAUCUGAUCAUGGCCAUGGAGGAGCUGCAGAGGAAACCCAGUAGAGACAAACCGAGUGUCGGGGACAUUAGGAAGGCGGCGUCCAAGCCGCGGCUCAGGCCAGCUCAGGGGAAAAGCCAACUGAUGGAGGUCGGCAGGAAGCUGGAACCAGACUGGAAACAAAGUCCUGACACCAGACAAACAGUUUCAGGCGUCGCCUCUGAACCUGCAGGGAAAGUUAAGCCGUCUAAACCUGUCCGUGUUCAGAGCAAACCCAUCGCCAUGCAGAGUCAGCAUGCAGGAGUUAGCUUCCGCACACACUCACCUGUGUCUCAGCUGGCCGAUGCUCUGGAUGAAGAGAGCUCCGGUAGCCCGCGACCGCUCGCACAGGUUAAACAAAAAUCUAAAUCUAAAGAGAGCACAGAUUUGUCUAAAAAGUCUAAGAAAGAAAAAAAAGAGGCUCAGUCAAAAAUAGAAACACCGAAAAAGGCGUCAAAGCUCGACCUGCUGGCUGGAGCGGCCUCUCUGGCAGCGGGGGCGGUGUUAAUGCAUGAGGUGGCGUCCAGAAGCUGUUUAAGCUCGCCGUCGCCAUCCCCAUCCAAGAGCAGCCGCGGCGUCCUGAAAGACAGCACGGCCCAAUCACAGAGCCAGGACUCUGAAUCCUACGCCGCUGAUUUCAGCAACAAAUCAGCUGUCAGCGUCAACAUCAUACCGGAGAGUCCUGAGGGCAGGACGAGUCAGAGAGAGGAGGGGAGGAGUCAGGGAGAGGAGGGGAGGAGUCAGGGAGAGGAGGGGAGGAGUCAGGGAGAGGAGGGGACGAGUCAGGGAGAGGAGGGGACGAGUCAGGAUAUAAGUGAGGAGGAGAGUAAGGACUCUGCGACGGUCAGACAGGAAGAAGCGGAUGAAGAUGAGGAAGGGCAGAGAACGAGCGCAGGAGUCAGCGAGGAGGAAGAGGAGGAUGAAGAAGAGGAAGGAGAAGCAGAGGAAGAGAGUUUUGAGGAAGAAGAGGAAAAAGAGAGUGAAGAAGAGGGAGCAGAGCAGGAGGAGGAAGAAGAGGAGGAGGAGGGAGAGGUUGAUAACAAAGAAGAGGAGGGUGAAGAAGAAGAAGAAGAGGAGGAAGAGGAGGAAGAGGUUGUGAAAAAGCCAGAGUCAGCUGCUGUCCAGAGAGUAGUAUCUGGCAGUAAAGGGAGGUCCGGGGUCAAAGGUCAGGCAGCGGACGAGUCGGAGGAGUUCUGGGACGACGUGUUGCCACGGUACCUCAACCUGAAAUAAGCCAAACAUCAAUUAGUUGAUUCUGUCUGUGAAGCAUCAG